UGGCACCCUUUCUUCUUGCUACGCUACCCAUGAAGGUCACUCACACUUACCAGAAAUAUAAUCCAAAGGCUUCGUUUGGAAUAAUCGCUAGCGAUUUAACAAAAGUCAGCUAUGUUCCCAGUAAAGGCUCCAAAACAGGUGAACUUUGUCUGUGUGGAGCCGGUGAAUCAGCAGUUAUUUGGAAGCCACGGACAUCUGAAAAAGUUCAUACUUUUGCAAGAGGGACUGGGUGCCAUACUAUUUCUUGUCUCAGGGCGUCUGAAGUUUCAUCUCUGGAUCCUCGAGUGGCUAUUGGUUAUUCUGAUGGACUUGUUAAUAUCUUCAAUAUGAAUACUGGUGAUAUUGAGGCCCAUUUCCGUGCUGGCCGUUCACGAGUCACAUCUAUGGACCUACAAAAUGAUUUGCUUGUCUGCGCCGCGGAUUCUGAAAUAAAUGUUUUCGACAUUGUUUCUGGAUCUGGUACUAGAAUGAAAGGGCACCAUGGUAUCAUCACCAAACUAAAAAUAAUGGCUGAAAGGAAAUUAUUAAUAUCAAGCGCACAGGACGGUUUUAUAAAAUUUUGGGAUCUGAAAACUCAACAUUGCUUUGCUACUUUGACAGGACAUCCAGGACCAGUGUGGGAUUUCGCACUCACUCGUUGUGGUGAAUUACUUGUUAGUGGAACUAAUGACCAAAACCUGAGAGUUUGGCAAAUAAAUUAUGUGGGUGAAAAUAAUUUACCUGUGACACAUAUCAAUAAAAGUACUUCAACCACUGAUGAAAUAGUAAACCCCUUAAGUGAACUUCAGUCUCAAAUCGCUGUACAAUUUUUGGGUUGUGUUCAACGUGUAGGUGUUCGCCGAGUUCAUUGUUUGGUUUUUGAUCCUACUGGGACCUACUUAUUAUGUCAGUCUUUCGAUCGAAGUGUGGAAGUAUUUCGACUCUUGGACGAAGAAGCUAAAGCCAAAAGGUUACGUAAAAAGACCAAGAAAGCUAAAACAAAGGGCUUGGAUCCGUCUAGUGUGAUCCUAGAUGCAGAAGAUGAAUUACGUCCUAUCUUGAGAAUUACUCUAUCAGCGAAGCCUAGUAGUUGUGACAUUUUGGCGCCGCGUUUAAUCAAUGAACAUGAAUCCCAGAAACAUCUUAUUCGUAUUAUCUGCUCUCUCAAAAAUAAUAUGUUAGAAGAACUGCAGCUGGUAGUCCCUAUAUCUCCAUUUAAAUUACAAACCCUACAACCUACGCUAACUUCCAAUAAGAAAUGUCCAAAUGUCCGGUUAUUAAAUACCGUUUCUAUUUUUGGGCAUAGAAGUCCUAUAAUCGCUUGCAGUUUUACUAGUGAUAACCUUGGCGUUUUUACAUUAUCUAAGACGGAAGCGAAACUGUGGAGUAGGCGCUCAACAGCAUGUCUAGCUACGUUAGAAUGGAAGAGUCAUCCGAACAACAAACCUAAUAAUACAGAUGAACCAUCUUCAAGCAAUCAAUUACCUAAUAAGGCGUCUUCAAUGGUACUUGCUCCAGGUGAUCGUCAUGUAGUCAUUGGAUAUGAGACCGGUCAAUUAAUUUUAUUCGACCUGACUUCGAAAUUAGUAGUGCAGAUUAUCGAUGAAGCUCACACUGGUGCUGUACGAAGUAUUGCUGUAACCGGAGAUAAGAAAAAGGUUAUAUCCGGUGGGUCUGACAAACAAGUGAAGUUCUACGAUUUUAGUUUAAAAACUCCUGAUAAUGGAAAACCACAUCUCUGUCUUGUUGAUAAUAGCCCUUCAAAAUCUGUUUCUGAUCAGAUUAGUUGUCUAGCUGUUUCCCCAAAUAAUCGGCUGGUGGUCAUUGCUUUGAUGAAUUUCCAUGUGGACGUAUUUUUCACUGAUUCUUUUAAGCGAAUACAUUCACUUUAUGGUCAUUCUGCUCCAGUUACUAGUUUGGAUAUUUCCUCCGACAGUCGUUUAAUUAUAACAGGGAGUACUGAUAAAACAGUUCGUUUAUGGGAAUUACAGUUUGGUAAUUGUCAGCGAAGAUUUACUUCACAUUUAGAACCCAUCACUUGUGUUCGAUUUAUUCCACAUACUUCAUUGGCUGUUUCUGCUGAUAAAGGUGGUCAGAUCAAACAAUGGGAUAUUAAAAAGUUCCGUGAAAUUACUACUCUUAAGGGUCAUAACGGUAGCGUAACCUGUUUAGCUACAGCGAUAACUAACACAGCUCUUUUGACGCAAAAGAAAACCCCUAAAUUGGCAAAAUCGCGCAAAUCACGUCCACAGAACCACCAAGAUGAAGGCAGCGAUGAUGAUGAUGAUAUGGACGAACUGUGGGGUGGUCUUAUUGUAUCCACUGGUCAGGAUUUCAGCAUAAGAAUAUGGGAGGAAGCUGACGAACUUUUGAUUUUAGAAGAAGAAGAACAAAUUGCACGAGAACAGGAGGAGGAAGAAGAAUUGGUCCGAUCAGAAGCAGUUAUUCCUGGUGCGAUGCCUUCGGAAGCCAGUGAAAUCGGUCCUUUAGGUCGACCAACUGGUAAUACAAGAGAUGCUGCUGAUAUGUUUAUGGAAGCAAUGGAUAUUUAUGAAGAAGAGAUAGCCAAGCGCAAAACUGGAGCUAAAAAUAUAACACCACAUCCUCUAAUGGUUGCUCGUGGAGCAAACUGUCCAGAGAAAUUUCUACUCAAAAGCCUGAUGGCUCUAAGAGCACCAUACACUCUCUUAGGUGGUGGUGGGGCAGGUUUAGAACAUACAUUGGGUGCUUUAACUAGUGAACAUGUUCGCCGUUUACUUCCUAAGUUAGCGGAUUGGUUAUCUCGUGGUUGGGAAGUAGAACUUGUUGGGCGAUCAAUUCGCCAUUUAAUAACUCUACAUUUCGGUCUUGUAAUAUCAUGUUCCGAGCUACGUGAGGUAAUCCGUCAGUCAUCUAAGGCUCGGAUGGAACAAUUAGUCCGUGCAAAAAAUCUUAUCGGUAUGAAUUUAGCCGGUUUAGAAUGUUUAGCUAGAAAAUUGGAAGAGAAUCAACAAAUUGAUCUAUUCGAUGAAUUAAUAACGACACGAGAUAAACGAAUCAAGAAACACAAAGCUAAACAGGCGCGUUUAAUGCCGUUACUUCCCGACUAAUUUUAUAUUUCAUAUAGAGAUGAAGAGCAUAUUUAUGUAUAUGUAUAUAAAAUAGAAAUACUGUACCGUGAUUCAAAAUAACAUUGUUCUUAAUUUAUACAGUCAAGGUGAGAGAGGGAUGUAAGAUAGGAUAGGCAAAUAACGUUUCAUGUUUAUGAUGAAUACAAAGAUCAUUUUAUUGUGUAGUUGUGUGGGUUCGGGAAAAAAUGACAACAAAUCAUAGGAUUAAUAGCUCCAGUAAGAUUUGACGUAAGCAUUAUAUUUAUAUACUUAUCAUCAACUAAAUAAAAGUUGUACACUAGGAAAUU
Schistosoma turkestanicum is the source of this 3376-nucleotide messenger RNA. Lineage: Eukaryota; Metazoa; Platyhelminthes; Trematoda; Strigeidida; Schistosomatidae. The record is from the annotation of a GenBank genome assembly.